This is a messenger RNA of Amblyraja radiata (thorny skate), 1654 nucleotides long. RefSeq names its product small integral membrane protein 26. Lineage: Eukaryota; Metazoa; Chordata; Chondrichthyes; Rajiformes; Rajidae. The transcript is spliced from 2 exons. The record is from RefSeq and is a predicted model, not a curated record. Bases 332 to 670 code for a protein of 112 amino acids.
CACUGGCGUUGCUGUGAAGAUGGCGGCGCCCAUGGAGCCGCUGACAUUGGCGGGCGGAGUGGAGUUAGCGUGAAGCGCGGGGACACAUUCCCCGGAGACCAGGGUUACGGGUAGUUAUCCCGGGAAGAGAGGAAGGUGCGGGUAUCUACCCGGGGAGGGAAGAAGGGUGCGGGAAUUUACCUGGGGAGAGGAAGGUAUCGGUAUUUACCCUGAAAGUGAAGGAAGGUGGGAGCGGGGAUUUACCCGGGAGUGAGGGUGGGAGCGGGGAUUUACCCGGGAGUGAGGGUGGGAGCGGGGAUUUAUUCCCAGAGCAGCCCGGCAGAUUGCGAGGAUGAAGCUGAAGGAGGUAGCGCGCUGGAACUUGCGUGUCUCCCUGGUCUACGCAGUCGGCAUCUGGACCAUGCUCGGCGCCUACGCCUACUUACAGUUCAAGAAAAAGCGAGAGAAGGCAAUGGUCGAGAGCAGCACUGAGAUCUCUACAGCAACUCUGCCACAGGAACAUGAAACGAGUGAUGAGCCACAAAAGAAAACAAAGAAACACUUCAUGGAGGAACAUGUUGUGGUCAAGGAAGGUUUCAUCCCCUUUUCAUCCAGAAUCUACAACUAUGCAAAGUCUUUCUAUGACGGCUCAUCUCAUCAUUCAACAGAGAAAAGCAAUUCAGAAAAAUGACUGGUUCCAGCAGCAUUGCUGAAGGUUUAUGCUCGGCCCUUGCUUGAUGCACUAAGGACUUUUCAAAGCAUGUGCCCUCAAUAUUGCCUCGCAUUGUGCAAACUUCAACAGACUGCUUGAUAUCUCUUGUAGGCAAAACUCUGUAUCAGUUACACUACAGUAACAGCCCCACCAGUUGGGGCAGCACAGUGGCGCAGCAGUAGAGUUGCUGACAUAGCGGCAGAGACCCAUGUUCGAUCCUGACGACGGGUGCUGUCUGAGCAGAGUUUGUAUGUUCUCCCCGUGACCAUGUGGGUUUUCUCCAAAUGUGCCGGUUUCCUCCCACUCUCCAAAGAAGAACACGUUUGUAGGUUAAUUGUCUUCGGUAAAAUUGUAAAUUGUUCCUAGUGUGUCGGAUAGUGCUUGUGUACAGGGAUCAUUUGGUUGGCACGGACUCUGUGGGCCAUUUCAGUGCUGUACCUCUAAACUAAACUGAACUAAGUUAAUCUUAGUAAUACUGUACAGAGAUUGCCUGUCUUCAGUGAAUAGCGUCCAUUGGAUCGACACUGUGGUGACAUCUUCUGGACUGCAACUUCAGAAGAAAGCGGGUAUUUACAGAUUGUCAGCGAGAUUACACCGUGAACAUCUAGCCGCCAUAUUGUCACACAUAGACAAUCAAUCGACAGUGAUCUACAAUCAAUGCAAGGCCAUUUUCCUCCAUUUGUUCCUUUCUCCAAAGACCUUGGUGAUCUAUCAGCGCUCUCCUCGGUUGCUUUGAAAUUAGCCAGUUGGAGCGGCUGAGGCGAUUGACCCUUUCUUUCUGUCAAGAAGGGUAAUACCUUUUUAAAGCAUGAUUGAAAUGCAGCCCAGAUGAGAAUACUUCACAUAGAACAUUACUGCCUCUGGGCACAAUGUAUCAUUUUCAUAACAAUACAGAAUCUUAACAGUACAUAUUCACAACGCACACUCAUGCUUUUUGUUACAAAGGUCAAUUGAUGAAAAAAA